AAAAUUCUGUGCAUUAAUUAUACAGAAAGAGAACGACAGUUUUCACUACAGAGUAUCCAUCUGUCUAUAUCUAUCCUUUGUUAUCUGUUGAAAGGGAAAACAGAUAAAGAUGAGAUCAAAGUUUUCUUCUCUUUUAUAGUCUCAGAGUUGUUACUUGCUGUUUUCUUCUUUUCCAUAUGGAGGCCAUCAAAAAACAAGCUGCCAGGCUUAGAGAGCAAGUUGCCAAGCAACAGCAAGCUGUAUUGAAACAUUUGGGGCAUUUUGGCAAUGAAGCUUUUAUUGUUGAUGAAGCUGAAUUUCAGUGUUACCAACAGCUUCAAAAGCUAUACAAUUCCACAAGGUCAGCGAAGCAUUUUCAGAAGAAUAUUGUUCGUAGCAUUGAAGGGUUUGUAUCUGCAAGUUCAAAGCAAAUGGAGAUAGCAAGAAAGUUGGCUGAAGAUUGUUGCAAAUAUGGAGUUGAUAAUCAAUGCACAAAUUCUUAUGUUGCAAGAGCUGUGCUUCAAUUUGGUACAUCACAUAAUUUAAUGGAAAAUGAAAGGGAAACUUUCCUUGGAAUCCUUGGUGAUCAGGUUUGUGAGCCUCUUCGGUCAUUAGUAACAGGAGCUCCUUUGGAGGAUGCUCGCCAUUUAACCCACCGUUAUGAAAAGCUCCGCCAAGAGGUUGAUGCCCAGGCCACUGAUGUAUUGAGGCGUCAAUCAAAGACUAGAGAAUCUGAUAUAUCUGCAGAGACUUGCACAAGACUUCGAGAUGCAGAAGCAAGGCUGACUGAACUUAAAUCUACAGUAAUGGCACUUGGGAAAGAAGCAACUGCUGCCAUGUUGUCAGUUGAAAAUCAGCAGCAGCAGAUUACUGUUCAGCGCCUAUUUGCAAUGGUGGAUGCUGAGAGAUGUUAUCAUCAACAUGUUCUUGAUAUUUUGGAUAAGUUACAUGCUGAGAUGAUAUUGGAGGAGCAAUUAAAUGAUUCUUCAUCACAAUCAGUGACCAUUCAGCAAGAUGUUAACAUGCCCCCAGUACAUCAAGACGCUAUUUCAAAUGGAUCUGGCGAUCAAAUGCAUAUUAAUCAACAGGGUGCAUUGUUCAUAGGAAAGGUUAUACAUGCAUUUGAUGCUCAAGCGGAAGGGGAGUUAAGUCUAUCUCUGGAUGAUUAUGUUCUCGUCCGUCAGGUGGCUCCAACAGGGUGGUCUGAAGGAGAAUGCAGAGGUAAGGCUGGAUGGUUUCCUUCUGCAUAUAUAGAAAAGCAGGAAAAAGCACCAGCAAACAAGAUCAUCGAAGAAAAUUAAAAAGCCAUUACCAAACCAAAGCAUUCCCCAGAACUUGUAUAUGCUUCAACUGUACGAUAAUUUCAUGUUUACGUAAUACACAGCAACUAUAAUCGCAAUGAUCAAUAAUGGUUAUUUUGGCUUGUGGUAGUUUGUAUGGCAAAUAUGAAAGUACCUGUGUAGUGUAUUAUUUUCAUUUGAAAGGUAUAGCUGAAGUGUAUUCUGUGUU
Molecule: messenger RNA, 1488 nt
Organism: Manihot esculenta (cassava)
Lineage: Eukaryota; Viridiplantae; Streptophyta; Magnoliopsida; Malpighiales; Euphorbiaceae
Product: SH3 domain-containing protein 1
Exons: 11
Coding region: 177-1280 (367 amino acids)
Molecular function (GO): protein binding
Source: RefSeq, a predicted model, not a curated record